AGAAGUCCUCGCCGGUCUGACAGCUAACGAGUAGACCCAUCGUCUUCUCUUGAGUGGAGAGUUGUCAAUUUAACAUCCUCUGCAUCCGUUCCUAAAAGCAGUUGACUGUCAUUUGGGCAUAUCAUCUUCGAUCAUGGCUGCCUACAAGUUAGUGUUGAUCCGCCACGGAGAGAGCAGCUGGAACCAGGAGAAUCGGUUCUGCGGCUGGUUCGAUGCGGAUCUCAGUGAGACCGGGGAGAAGGAGGCGAAGAGAGGUGGACAGGCCCUGAAAGAUGCCAGCUUUGAGUUUGACAUUUGCUACACCUCCGUGCUGAAGCGAGCCACCAGGACACUGUGGCUGGUCCUGGACGGCAUUGACCAGAUGUGGGUGCCAGUGCAUCGGACCUGGCGGCUCAAUGAGCGCCACUACGGAGGCCUGACUGGGCUAAACAAGGCAGAGACGGCCGCCAAGCACGGAGAGGCUCAGGUGAAGAUCUGGAGGCGCUCGUUUGAUACCCCACCUCCUCCCAUGGGCCCAGACCAUGACUACUACAGUAUCAUCAGCAAGGAUCGUCGCUACGCAGACCUGACUGAGGACCAGCUUCCUUCCUGCGAGAGCCUGAAGGACACCAUCGCACGGGCGCUGCCCUUCUGGAACGAGGAGAUCGCCCCUCAGAUCAAAAAGGGAAAGAGGGUGCUCAUCGCUGCCCAUGGAAACAGUCUGAGGGGGAUUGUUAAGCACCUGGAGGGAAUGUCAGACGAAGCCAUCAUGGAGCUGAACCUGCCAACGGGCAUCCCCAUCCUCUACGAGCUCGACAAGAACCUGAAGCCCGUGAAGCCGAUGCAGUUCCUGGGAGAUGAGGAGACUGUACGCAAAGCCAUGGAGGCCGUUGCUGCUCAAGGAAAGGCCAAGAAGUAAAGGCGCAGAAAAGCCCUCUUUGUGUAUGACAGAGUAGUUUGUCCUCAACAACUGACCGCAGUUCAGGGUUUUUGCUAAAUCCUCACUUAUUCUUGAUUGUAGUACAUGAUGAGUAAACUGUAGAUUGUUGUCAAAGGCAACCUCACUCUUCUUGCACAGUGCAGGGGUAGUAGAUGUUGAAUGAUCAUGACAUAUUAGGGUCAGGGGAGACACAGCUCUCAAGAGAUUGUAAAUAUUGUUUUGCUAAAAUUGCCAAUUAAUGUGACAACCUUUUUAAGGUUCAGAGUUUAAGGUUUCAUUUAUUGUCAUUGUACAACACAGGGUUGUGCAAGGAAAUGCAGUUUGUAGUCCCACAUUGCUACAUGAGAAAAACACAAAAAAAGCAAAACUAUCGUACUCUCUUUUCUGAUGUUGAUGAGUAUAUAUUUGUCAUAAAUGCAGCAAAGUUUAUGGGAGCUAUCGGCUGCCACAUUUCCAUGCACUGCUGUAGAAUAAAUCAGUUCCUGUACUGUGCCUUUAACAGUCAAGGAGGUAUAGCGUUCAACUGAAAUUGAUAGCAUUGCUGACAAAGGCAGUUUCUUAUCUGUGUACUUGAAUAUUUAAGUAAAAGCCUUUUUAAUAUUCAAAAUGUAUUUGGUUUGCUCAUGCUUAAACUGAAUAUCUCUAUGAGAUACUGUUUUUGAUGGUAGUGAGGAAGUUGUACCAAUGUGUGUCUGAUCAUACUGUCUUCAUCAUUAGCUGCCCAGGACAACAUUAUUAUUUAUUGGACCGGAUAUUGUAUUCUAUUAUAAAUUAAAGAAGACUUUAUGAGACCUUUUUUUUUUUUUUUCUGAAAGGGACUGAUGCUAAAGAUGGACAACUUAAUUUCUUUAUCACUUUUUAAAGCAAUUCAUUGGUGCAUUCCAUUGAUAAUAAGUUCCCAAUCUCUUGAGAGCCGGAUGGGACAGUUGGGACAACUAAACAGUCCUUUUCUCUUAUUGUCUCUGUGUAUGAAUCGUAUUUGUGCCGCGUCCUUGUAUGUUGUUGUGUCUUUGUUGAGUGUGAAAAUUUGUGUUUUUCUUUUAGUGUUUCAUCAAGUUAAGUCUAAUUUAAAUGGUGCCAAAUACUGCAUUGCACUGUAUAGGGGAUAAAUCCAUUAUUUGGAUUAUAGCCUUCCCAGUUUCACAGUACCAUUGUGAGGCACGAUUACCAGAAGAUGAGAGUUUUAAUUUAAACAUUAUUUUUGUUACUCUGUUUGGCUGCCUUUGGUCUGUCUUCGCUUCUUGGUGUUGUAGUAUUUAUGUGCCUGCAGCUCUUAUUCCUACAGUAAAUGCCUACAGCUGCCCUUACUGCCUGAUGAGGAAGCAGUGGUGGUUUUUGAAAAACCGUCUGAUAGGAUUUCAUUUGAAAAGUCCUAAUAUGUGCUACAGUAUUUUUCUUUUCCAAAUGUAAUUCCCUCUGUGUUGGUUGUAUGUAUCUGAAAUCUUUGGUGGUAAUACAUUUACAAAUCCAA
Anarrhichthys ocellatus (wolf-eel) is the source of this 2390-nucleotide messenger RNA. RefSeq names its product phosphoglycerate mutase 1-like. Gene Ontology annotation, molecular function: intramolecular phosphotransferase activity. The coding region runs from base 134 to 898 and encodes 254 amino acids. The record is from RefSeq and is a predicted model, not a curated record. Gene Ontology annotation, biological process: glycolytic process. NCBI's taxonomy places the organism in Eukaryota, Metazoa, Chordata, Actinopteri, Perciformes, Anarhichadidae. The transcript has 4 exons.